Molecule: messenger RNA, 2882 nt
Organism: Callorhinus ursinus (northern fur seal)
Lineage: Eukaryota; Metazoa; Chordata; Mammalia; Carnivora; Otariidae
Source: RefSeq, a predicted model, not a curated record
CUGGGCUGGAGGAGGAUGCGGGCCGGGAAAGGCCGGACGCAGCAGCGUGGCGGGACGCUGGGCCUGGGGAGCGGACCUGUCCACCUGUGCGGACGGGUGCUCCGGCCCCUCCACCCACACGUCCAUUGGGCGGUGCCGCCAUCACUCUCCCCUCAGCAACACCGCCUUCUCCGCGGCUAAGCCUGGAUCCCCUCCCCCGCCACUCUCGCCCCGCUCCGUCCUGGGAGCCUUUCAUUGGACGGAGGCGCGGUCGAUCCGCCUCGAGUGAGGGAGACGAUUGGACACGAGGCCUUCGGGCCGCCCCCAGCCUAUUUGGAUUGGCUUGCUGCGCGUUGGCGCAACGGAAGAGGCGGCCGGCGGAGGGUGCGCUUCUGCUUGGGCUGGACUGCCGCGGAGGAGGCGACAAGCGGUCCGGCGCUGGGGGGCUGGCUCGGGCGGCAGCGGUGGCUGCUGCGGAUGGGAACGGGCCGGCUCGGCGUUCCCAUGGAACGCCCCGGCAGAGCGUCCGACACCUCCGCCUCGUCGGCGGGGGAGCCGGCGCCCGAAGGGCCUGAUGGGCGGCGGCGGGAGCUGCUGCGGUGCCGGGCGAGCAGCGAGUCGGAGCCCCCAGGCGGGGCCUCGGCUUCGGCGGAGUGCGUCAGACGAAGCCGGCCCGGCUCCUGCAGCUGCGCCCCCUCGGUCUCCCGCCAGCGCGUCGAAAGCCUUAGGAAGAAGCGGCAGCUUUUUCCGUGGUUUGGCUUGGAUAUUGGUGGAACCCUGGUCAAGCUGGUUUAUUUUGAACCCAAAGACAUCACUGCUGAAGAAGAAGAGGAAGAGGUGGAAAGUCUUAAAAGCAUUCGGAAGUACCUGACCUCCAAUGUGGCUUAUGGGUCCACAGGUAUUCGGGACGUGCACCUGGAGUUAAAGGACCUGACUCUGUGUGGACGCAAGGGCAAUCUGCACUUUAUACGCUUUCCCACUCAUGACAUGCCUGCUUUCAUUCAGAUGGGCAGAGAUAAAAACUUCUCGAGUCUCCACACUGUCUUUUGUGCCACUGGAGGUGGAGCGUACAAAUUUGAGCAGGAUUUUCUCACAAUAGGUGACCUUCAGCUUUGCAAACUUGAUGAACUAGAUUGUUUAGUAAAAGGAAUUUUAUACAUUGACUCAGUUGGAUUCAAUGGACGGUCACAGUGCUAUUACUUUGAAAACCCUGCUGAUGCUGAAAAAUGUCAGAAGUUACCGUUUGAUUUGAAAAAUCCAUACCCUCUGCUUCUGGUGAACAUUGGCUCUGGGGUUAGCAUUUUAGCAGUAUAUUCCAAAGAUAAUUACAAGCGGGUCACGGGUACCAGUCUUGGAGGAGGAACUUUUUUUGGUCUCUGCUGUCUUCUUACUGGCUGUACCACUUUUGAAGAAGCUCUUGAAAUGGCAUCUCGUGGAGAUAGCACCAAAGUGGAUAAACUAGUUCGAGACAUUUAUGGAGGGGACUAUGAGAGGUUCGGACUGCCGGGCUGGGCUGUGGCAUCAAGCUUUGGAAACAUGAUGAGCAAGGAGAAGCGAGAGGCAGUCAGUAAAGAGGACCUCGCCAGAGCAACAUUGAUCACCAUCACCAACAACAUUGGCUCAAUAGCAAGAAUGUGUGCCCUUAAUGAAAACAUUAACCAGGUGGUAUUUGUUGGAAAUUUCUUGAGAAUUAAUACGAUCGCCAUGCGGCUUUUGGCAUAUGCUUUGGAUUAUUGGUCCAAGGGGCAGUUGAAAGCACUUUUUUCGGAACACGAGGGUUAUUUUGGAGCCGUUGGAGCACUCCUUGAGCUGUUGAAGAUCCCCUGAUCGUUACCUGGGGAGGGGUUCCUGGAACAUUCCACAGUGGGAUCUGUGAACUUUUGUUUUUUAAGAGACUUAUUCAAUUUUAUGAUUGUGUACUACCCGAAUCAAAGCAAGAAAGGACAAGUGUAUUUUUCUAAGUCAUCAAGAUAAAUCCUUAAAAAUUCAGCCUAAACUAGUAACCAGUAAGGAAAGAUACAUAUAUAAAAAGUGGACCAUGUCCAUGGCAGUGAGGAUCUGCGGUGUUGAAGUUGCUCUUCAGUAUAGCUUUGUUAACCGCCAUGUAUAUUUAAAAUUCAGCGUCACUUACUGGAGCUACUUCAGGGGAGAGCUGUUCUGUGUUCAGCUGACUGUGGUUUUGUGUCCUGUUGAACUUGCUAGAUGUAAGGCAAGCACUGUAUGUUGUAAUCUAAUCACAAUGUUGUCAAUAUGGCCUUGGAGAUCAUCAUCUGUGCAUUAACUGUGGUGUGCAUUUAGCCUUUUGUGUGAACAUACUGAAAAACAUGUUUUAUUUCAAGGAUCUGCAAACUUGAUUGGGCAGAGUAAUUCUGUAUUUGUAACUUUGGCAAUUAAGCAACUUUUGGAAGGGCAGUUCCAGGUUACUCUACACUGCAAGUCUGGGAAGGUCUGUUUGGAAAGAUGGGGCUUAGUUUACCCUGGGCAGAAUUUCCGGGGGGGGUGGGGGUGGGGGCUGGGAGGUAAUUUUGUCUCAAGUGAGUUAAGCUAGUAGAAAAAACACCACCUGGAAGGCUAAAAACCAGACAGAAGGGGCCUCUUGAAUUGACAUCUUUUCAGGGAAUCGAGAAUUUGGUUGUUUCGGGCUGGUAGAAAGUGAGGAAUUGAAGUCCAUUGAUUAACUCAUGGGGAGCAGGGCGGGGUAUUUCUGCCUUCCCCUCCUACUUGGGGUCUUUACUUGCCACAAAUUGCCAGGCAGGCUCGCUGGGUAGGACUGCAUGAGAGCUGCACGUGCAGACUCAAAAGGUAGCGUGAUUAGUCAGGUUUUAAGAUGGAGUCUUGGUAGAUUGACUUAGAACGUUUUCUUUCCGCUGUGCAGAAUAAUUUAAAAAACUCUUCCCCUUGGA